AUCCUCCAUUACACCCGGGUCAAGCGUCUGUCUUUGCUUCUAGGAGGUCGGGCUCCUCCUCGGGCCUGUAGCGUCGAGCAGGCCCCGCUGCACAGCUCGCUAGUGCUAAUGCUAGUGCUAAUGCUAAUGUUUGCCCGCGCCUUCAGUGAGCGGCUCCCCGCAGAACAAACCAUCUUUACGGCCUAAAAAAACCCGAUUAGAGAUUAAUCCUCCGACCAGUUCUGGUUAAUUCCCAUGUGUUUAAUAUAACGCUAGUAAAUACUCAUCAUAAUCUACAGGGUAACGUCUUAUGUCUAUAUGUUGAUAGUAAAGUUUAAUUUGAAUUUGAAAAGCUGCAACCAGAAAAUAUUUGACAUCUUAUUUUACAACGAUCAGUAAUAAUCAAGGAUACGAUCAUGUUGUAAAUAAGCAGUACAGUUUAUUUCCAGUUGAGCUGAUCAAGACAAUCAUCCAACAGAAAUAUUAUGUUGUCGAUUCAUCGUAUGGGGGAAAAAAAAUUUGAACAGUGACUGUGAAUUUUUUGUUUAAUGUCCAAUGUGACAAACUAUAAACCUGAUAAAUGCACAGUUUACUAUUAAUAAUAAUAAGAGGCCGAAAAUUCACCAAGAAGUGACAUGUGGAUUCAAAAUAUUCAAUUAUUAGAUAUUAAAUCAAUAAUAGAAUCAUUGCAGCCAGUACAGAUAAACAUACACAUGUCUGAUAAUUGAGUUUGAUUGAUGAGUUGACUGAAAAAUACCAAGCAUUAGCCUUGUUCUGCUUUUUUUCUGUUUUACAUUAUGACAAAUAUGAACAUUCGUCCUAUCGAUAUUUUACUGAUUACAUCGAACUGUAACUGAGAUUUAUCAGCUUUGGUAAAAUGUUUGUUACGUCUCUAUGUGGCAGUGAAGAGCUGAGGUAGGAAACUCUCAAAAACUGAAAUGGAUAAAUAGGAGGAAUUAAUGCAAAUCUCAUGAUCAGUGCCUCCCUUAGAAGACCCAGAUCCCUCUAGGAUGCCUGGAUGAAGUAUUUUUCAUUUGACUAGGAAAUAAUUGUCCUCUGCUUUGUAUUCUCUUCUAUUGAAUUACAUCUGGCUACUGUGCAGGUAGGAAAUGUCCUGCUUUUCAGGCAAGAUGAAGACAUCACAACCAUCUAAUGAGAAGAAGGUCUAAACAUGAGUGAUUGGCAGUAUUGCUUAAUUCUCAACCGUGUGGACACAUUUGUGGAAAUGAUUUGAACACACUAAAGAUAUUGUUUGAACCCAGUCUUAUCUCAGUAUGAAAUCAUGUUUGUCUCUGCAGAAGAAAGUGUGUUUUGUUUCUCAUAAUCCAUCAUUAGCUCCGUUGUCCCUGGGGACACAGACUCAGUGUAAACAUGGCUUGGUGGGUCUCCUUGUUUCUAUUCUUUGCACAACAUAUCUGUAUUUUUUUCCAGUGACUCUCCCUUGCCUGUGACUUCACGUGUCUGUUUUGUAAAGUUCCUUGAGUCUGAAUCGGUGGGAGUUUCUCAACACCUGACGAACACCGUCUUCGUGGACCGAGCCUUGAUCGUGGUCCCCUUUGCUGAAGUGGACAAGUCAUUUGCAGAGAGCCCCUUCCCUGCUGGCUGAAAGUGGUCCACUGCUGCCAUCAGGAGAUUAGAAAAAAAUAAUGGCACCAGGCUCGCAAGCCGCCUUCUCUCUCUUGUUCUGCAGUAAAAUAUUAACUCUUUAUUUUUCUCUCUCUGUUCAAGGCAUCUUUUCUUUGAAAAUAAGAAUAGCCACAUGACUCUUAAGUCAAUUGAGGGGGUUGGGGACAGGGUGCAGGGCAAUCUCAAUUCCUCACGUUCAAGUAUUUCAAUUUUUCCUCAAAUUAAAUGUUGACAAGUAGGCAUGCAGCGACCUAGGGAUGCCCCGAGCAGAUCUGACCUGAGGCCGAUUAAGGCAUUAAAAAAAAAAAAAUAGAUCUACUGUCAAGCUUGAACCAUUUCUUAUCCUGUUUUUAUAUUUUUCAACCAUUUUUCCACUUUGGGUAAAACCACACUAACACUCACUUCACCGCUAGUUCAGCCACAGUUUGCCAUCGCACAGCACUGACACUGAUAUUUUAUGCCACAUAAUAGGAAAGCAUCAAGUACUCCGUACUGACACACAGGUAUUUUCAGUAACUGGCUGAUUAGAGCUAUUUUUUGGUUCAAGUUGGACCGGGCUCUGGGAGGAGUUUGCUGAUGUCAUCAAACUCCAGGUGUCCCGCUCAAAUAGGUGCAAGAAAACUAAGCAGGCGAGGGAGAUGUCAAUCAUUCUUACAGGCCCACACUGUCCUGGGGUGGGGGGGGGUGCAAUCAGCCCAACAGGCUAGAAAACCUGUGAGUUUACUGUGGGAAUCCUUUUUUUUUUUUCGUAAUGCAGAGCUGUUCAGAACUCCCCUGACUGUUUAGACUGAGUGUACAGUACAAAUACAAGACAAAAGAAAAAAUAUAAAUACUGGAUCAGGGCUUGGUAUUGGCAGAUUUUUAUUAUUAACUUGCUCAGAUUGGAAAUAAAGGGAAAUGUUCGGGACCUCCCUACACCACAAAGCAUGCAAGAUAAAUUAACUAAUCAGCUCUGCAUGCAAGACUAGAUUUCCAAAGUGUGCUAUCGUCUACACAGUCGAUUUUGUGGAAGUAAAUAAGCAUAUAAUUUGGUUAUUAAUGAUAAGCGCACAAGCUGCCUUUGGCUUUUACUUGCUUCAUGUGCCAAAGCAUCAUAGUAUUUUAGACUGUGCAGUUGUGUUCCCAAAUUUCCACUAACAUACAAGCUAAAAAGUAGUGUUAUCAGCCUCUGCUUGAUGUUGCAGUAAAAAUGCAUAUUUUUUUAAUUGACCCUCUCCACACAUGACUCUGACAGAGUUGAGUGAAUCUCACGUUUAACGGUGGUGUUUCUUUUGUUGUUGUGUUUUACAGUUCUUUUUCCUGGUUCAGCCAGCCCCCUAUAUACCAGGCCCUGCUGAAAAUGCCACCAACAGUUUUGUCUUCUGCAGCCUUAUCCUGUUCUCAAGUGUCCUUUCUGUUGUGCGUGUGUGUGUGUGCGCGUGUGUGUGAGCGUGUCUCUCUCUCCCCCCCUCUCUCUCUCCCCUCAUUUUUUCAAAAACAUGUAAAAAUGUCAGUUUAAAAAUAGCCCGUUUUCAGAUUGCACAACCAUGGAUGAUCAUCUCCUUUAAGAUUUUGCUGUUUGGUUUUUCUUCAGCUUUGGGCACAUUUUCCAUGAUUUUUGCUGGCACAAGCCCAUAACUGUUUAGUGCAGAUUAUCUUGGACAUUGUGUAUUUAUACUGUGACAUACUGUUGGCUAACACCAGUUCUGAAGCUUAUUAGUAUUUUAUCAUGUUGCAAAUCAGCCUUUUUGUCUUUGUUAUUCUGGUGGUAUUGUACAAAGUAACCACAAUCAAAAGCCCAGAAAAGGUAAAAUGACUGAACCUUUUCUGUUUUUUUUUGUAUUGGUAGUGGUAAGUGAUGUUGAAAUGUACCCUUGUGUCUACACCCAAAUCAUGAACUUUGUUUUCUGUAUCUCAAUGUUUUUGUGUGCUUUAUAGCGAAGCAGCCGGCGCGAGUCGCUUGUUCAUAAAACAUCUAAUGAAAGUUGAGAGCACAUCCCACGGGACAACUGGCUGUGCUUGCUUACGUUUGGUUCAUGACUUAAAAAACAAGUACAGGUGAUAAAAUCUUGGCAGUGUUGACCACAGUGUGUAUUGUGACUUUUAGACUCAUAGCUGCUAAUCCUACAAUCAUACUUUGACACAAAAAAAAGUCAGGGAUCAAGAUUUACAGACGAGACAAAAAGUGGUAUUAUUUUUAUUUUAUUUUUCACAAAAGUGUAGUUAGACUAAGGAGGCUUGUCUGCAAGUCUUGAGUGUUUAUUGAUUCUAUGCUCCGAGUAUAUAUUGAAAUGCUGUUGUUCUUCUCCAGGAGUCAUUCCUGAUGAAUCUAAAGCUAUGUCGCUGCUGGCUCCAGCCAACGCCGUGGCAGGAAUGAUGCCUGGUGGAGGCCUUCUCCCAACACCCAAUCCUCUGGCAUCAAUGGGCGGGACGCCAUUUGGAGGUCUGGGAGGUCCCAACAUGGAGCAAAUGGCUGCCAUGGGAAUGCAGGGACCAAACAUGAACCCCCAGGCUCUUUCUGCAGAUUUUCUGAAGCUCAUGCAGUCCAUGGAUCCCAAAUUGAAUUCAUUAGCAGCCGGACUGAACUUGAAUCCAGGGCUGAAGAGCGACGCCUCCAACAAGGAGAUUGAAGAGGCUAUGAAGAGAGUCCGAGAAGCUCAGUCUCUCAUUUCUGCAGCCAUCGAACCUGGAAAUAAGAAAGAUGACAAGCGUAAACAUUCCCGCUCCCGUUCACGCUCUCGGCGCAGGCGGACCAGAUCUCGCUCAAGACACAGACGUUCGAAGAGCAGGUCUCGGCGAAGGUCCCAUUCUCGGAGUAGGAGGAGGUCCAAGAGCCCACGAAGGAGGAGGUCCCACUCCCGGGAGAGGAACCGCCGCAGCAGGUCAAGGGACAGGAGAAAGGAGGAAAAGUCUAAGAAAAGGUCCAAAACGCCUCCUAAGAGCUACAGCAGCGCCAGGAGAUCUCGAAGCAUCAGUCGGCGACAUAAGCGAAGCCGCAGUGCGUCUCGAUCCCCCAAGAGGAAGGUGUCCCGCUCUCCAUCACCCAAACGUCACAAGAAAGAGAAGAAGAAGGACAAGGAGCGCGAGAAGGAGCGGGACAGAGGCAGGAGGGAGGACAGGGACCGCAGCAGAGACGAAAGAGAACGUUCCACCAGUAAAAAGAAGAAGAGCAAAGACAAGGAACGGGACCGAGAACGCAAGUCAGACAGCGAGAAAGGAGACGUCAAGGUGACCCGGGAUUAUGACGAGGAGGAACAAGGUUACGACAGUGAAAAGGAAGUGGAGGAAGAUGAUGACGACGAGAGGAAGAGCGACUCCGACUCGGCCUCGUCUCCCAAAGGCCAAGAGGAGAUGGAGCGUUCCGAGGGUCAGAUUCCCAAAAAGUCCAAACAGAACGGAGACGAUCACCAUCAGGAAGACAUGGAGAUGAGUGAUUAAAAAAAAAAACACCCCCAGAGAGUGACCACGGCAACGUUAUCUUUCCACUGUCCUUUUAUAUUUUUAAUAUCGGCCACAACAUGUCUGUGCCUGAUCACACGGUUAAAAAAGAUUUGUUGUCUUAACUGUAGACGCCUUGGGGAGGGAGGGGUGUAGAGGAAAACAGUCCAUUCAUUUUUGUAAAGACGUGAGAAAACGAGGACUAAAAUAUGAAUAACACGAGACCUGUUUUUAAAUUGUCUUCAUGUACUUUUUUAAGAUCCUGUUUAUUUUUGCUUUGAGUUCAGAUGUUGUCUUCCUGACGGUAGAAUACGCAGCGUUUUCCUCUGAUCGGCUGCAUUUGUAAAUAUUUUACUGGUCAGGACUGAAUCUUUCCCUCAGACUGUUAGUGACGCAGCACCAGCUUCCGGUUUCUUUUAUUUUCCUCUUUGGUUGCGGAACCAUUUUUGCUUCAACUGUUAUGCACCCAGUGGUUGUUCAGCUGACCUUCCUAUUUACAGCGCUUUGUAAUUGUACACUGUAGACUGAAUAUGUUGCAAUGAAAUACUUUGUCUGCAAUAGGUUUUCCAAAGGAAACGAAUAAAAUCUGAUCCGACUGUC
Molecule: messenger RNA, 5622 nt
Organism: Hippoglossus stenolepis (Pacific halibut)
Lineage: Eukaryota; Metazoa; Chordata; Actinopteri; Pleuronectiformes; Pleuronectidae
Product: serine/arginine-rich splicing factor 11
Exons: 11
Coding region: 3922-5022 (366 amino acids)
Cellular component (GO): nucleoplasm
Molecular function (GO): RNA binding
Source: RefSeq, a predicted model, not a curated record